UUACGAUUCCAUUCUAGAGAGAGCAGUGCUCGAGCUCGACCAGAAUGGCUGUCCAUAUUCCAUUAUGUUUCGGAAUGCGUUUGUUGCAAUGUUAAAGACGCAGUGCGUCUGCCACUCCGAUCUCAGUAUUAUCAUCAUGACGACGCAUCUGACUUCAAAGCUAGGCAUUUGUCGUGGGAUUACGUGGAAUCUAUUGCCGAAGAUGUUCGCAUAGCUCAUGAACCUCCGUCUGUUGUCGUGGAAGUGAAAUCAUCGGCUCAAGAUAUGGCUAUAGUGCUGCAGCGAGCGCGAUUUGUUGCGUCGCUUAUUGAACAGUUGUUGACUUACAGCACUUGGCCUGCACAGGAAGUUAAAGUCGUUGCUAACAAGGAUGUCGCGAACGAUGAUUGCCCGAAAACGUCUAGAUCCAAGGAUUCUCUCGAAGUCAUAAUCAAACGAACAUUCGCUAGUGCGCUGGUGCUCUUGCAUCGUUGUGGAUUCGUGUCCUACAAUUCUUUGUGCAAAGAAUCUCUCUGGAAGGAAGUCAAGGAUACGUGCCAGAAGAAGUUGAGUGCAAUGGGUGACUCUUAUGAAAUGAAUCGAGUUUCUCAUGAAGCUGAACUUUCGUUGAAAAGUGGAACAAACAGGCCAAAAGACAAACGUGCAGCUGGAAGUUUUGAGUACGACUCCCUGCAGGUUACCCGUGAAGCCCGUUUCUCCCGUUUGUCUGGAGACCAAGAGAUACUGGACGAGUAUCCUGAGAGAAAUGAGCUUGUCGAUGGAUUGCCCAGCAGAAAGUUUUACUCUGCUGUGUUCAAGGAGCAUAAGGUGCUUUCCGAACACGUUCCUGAUAACAUUCAUGUCCAUGCGUUCGCUAACAGGUUGAACGUUUUGCACGUUCUCAUAAUUGGACCUGUUGGAACUCCUUUUGAUACUACUCCCUUCUUCUUCAAGUUCAAGCUUCCCGCUGACUAUCCACAAAAACCGCCUGAGGUAACAUACGUGGCCUACUCACAAGAACAACUCAAUCCGAAUCUCUACCAAAAUGGAAAGGUGUGCACAACAUUAAUCUUGGUACCGGAACCAUAUUUCAAUGAAGCUGGAUAUGAAUCACGCAAGCAGCAGUCGGAAAUGUCCGAUCGGUCUCGUCGCUAUAAUGAAACCGCAGCCAUCAAUUCCUUGGAGUACCUUCUCAAG
This is a messenger RNA of Ostertagia ostertagi, 1176 nucleotides long. The record is from the annotation of a GenBank genome assembly. Lineage: Eukaryota; Metazoa; Nematoda; Chromadorea; Rhabditida; Trichostrongylidae.